Messenger RNA from Diaporthe citri, 1725 nucleotides. RefSeq lists its product as uncharacterized. Gene Ontology annotation, biological process: transmembrane transport. The transcript is spliced from 5 exons. The record is from RefSeq and is a predicted model, not a curated record. NCBI's taxonomy places the organism in Eukaryota, Fungi, Ascomycota, Sordariomycetes, Diaporthales, Diaporthaceae. Gene Ontology annotation, molecular function: transmembrane transporter activity. Bases 1 to 1725 code for a protein of 574 amino acids.
AUGGCAACCGUUGACGAGAAGGGGGCCUUGGAUGGAGGUGCGACUUGCAGUCUCGAAGGUAAUGAGAACAAACCCUCGGGUGGCGCCACACCCACCCCAGGCUCCGUGGACGACACUGCCACAGGAGCCCAAGACGGCGCCCAAGACGGAACUCCAGAGAUCGUGUACCCCGGCUCUGCCAGCUUUGCCCUGAUCGCUCUGGCCCUCUGUCUCAUCAUCUAUGUCAUCACCCUGGACAGCACCGUCCUUGCAACAGCUGUGCCCGUCAUCACUGAUGAGUUCGACUCUCUCAAGGAUGUGGGCUGGUACAGCAGUGUUUACUUCAUGACGACCGCCAUCACGCAGCUUCUCUAUGGCCGACUGUACACCCGCUACCCCAUCAAGUACAACUACAGCGUUGCCAUGUUGUUCUUCCUCGUCGGUUCUGCCUUGUGUGGUGCUGCUCCUAAUUCGCCCGCACUCAUCGUUGGCCGUGCCUUGGCUGGCAUUGGCUGCUCUGGCUUACUGGUCGGCACCUUCUCGCUGGUGCCUUAUAUCGCCCACCCUACCAAGCAACCCCUGUUUAUGGGCCUUAUAGGAGGGACCAUGGGGAUUGGGUACGCCACAGGUCCGCUCAUUGGCGGCGCAUUCACCGAGCAUGUCACUUGGCGGUGGAAUUUCUACCUCAACCUCCCGGUUGGUGCUUUUAGCUACGCCAUAUUCCUGCUCUUCGUCCGCACCCCAAAGCGCCACUCAGACAAAUUUACCUCCUGGAAGGACUUUCUCGAGACAUUUGAUCUGCUCGGCCUGCUCGCACUAGCUCCCAGCAUUGUCUGCCUCCUGCUCGCCCUGCAAUGGGGAGGAACCGUCUAUGCAUGGAACUCGGGGCGUGUCAUUGCUCUGCUCGUCCUCUUCGCCUUGCUUGGCAUCGCUUUCAUCGGCCUUGAGCUUUGGCAAGGGGACAAGAGUAUGCUGCCGGCUCGAGUUUUCGCACAACGGAGCGUUGCAGGAGCUGUGCUCUUUUGUUUCUGCACGAGUGGCGCCUCGUUUUUGCUACUCUACUACAUUCCCAUCUGGUUCCAAGGCUCACUCGAGCGAACUCCGUUCGAGUCUGGAGUCGACACCCUUCCGCUGGUCAUUGCGAAUACCAUCUCGUCACUGGCCGGCGGCAUCCUUAUCGGUGUGAUCGGAUACAUCUGGCCAUUCCUCAUAUUUUCCUCAAUUUUCACUGCCGUCGGAGCCGGCCUAUUCACCCUGUUCUCACUCAGUACGUCGACUGGAGAAUGGAUCGGGUACCAGGUUAUCUACGGCCUCGGUAUGGGUCUCUGUGCUCAAACCCCAGUCAUGGUUGCGCAAAAUGUGCUCCCUCUCGAGGACAUCCCAAUAGGCUCCGGCAUGGUGAUGUUCACGCAGACAUUUGCAGGCGCUAUCUUCACCGCUGUAGCCCAAACGCUCUUUGCCAACGAGCUGGCCAAGAACUUGGGCAAUACGGGAGUCCCCGGUGUCGACGCGAGCUCCGUUCUAACAGAAGGCGUUACCUCGCUCACCAGAGGCUUGGAGGGAGACGACAAGAUUGCCGUACUCGAGGCACUCAACAGCGCAAUUGUGGACUCGUGGAAGCUGCCCCUGGCACUUUGCUGCAUCAGUAUCAUCGGCGCGCUGACCGUCGAGCGUCGAAAGAUCAGGGGAAAGGAGAAGCCGGCGGACACGGAGAAGGAGGCGGAGACACCGUCGCAAGAAGCUUGA